AUGGUGGCAGCUCGUUCCCAAGUGCUGACCCUAUACAAGCGUAUCCUGACGUUACAUCGACACAAACUGACGCCGCAUAUGCGUGUGCUUGGAGAUCAAUACGUGCGUGAUGAAUUCAAGCGGCACAAGAGCGCCGAGUCCAAGUUCGUGCCGCUAUUUUUACGGGAAUGGGAGGAGUAUGCGACUGUAAUGGAUCAGAAGAAGGAUCGCUUUGGUCAGGAAUUAUCGGUAGAAAAUCAGAAGCUACUGGAUAAGGAACAAAAGAUGAAGUUGCAAUCACUGCAAGAUGCUGCUAAGAAAGUGGGCGAGACCAUCGUAUAA
Molecule: messenger RNA, 321 nt
Organism: Peronospora farinosa
Lineage: Eukaryota; Oomycota; Peronosporomycetes; Peronosporales; Peronosporaceae
Source: the annotation of a GenBank genome assembly